Elgaria multicarinata webbii is the source of this 3310-nucleotide messenger RNA. RefSeq names its product holocytochrome c-type synthase. NCBI's taxonomy places the organism in Eukaryota, Metazoa, Chordata, Lepidosauria, Squamata, Anguidae. Gene Ontology annotation, cellular component: mitochondrion. The record is from RefSeq and is a predicted model, not a curated record. Gene Ontology annotation, biological process: cytochrome c-heme linkage. The transcript is spliced from 7 exons. The coding region runs from base 122 to 925 and encodes 267 amino acids. Gene Ontology annotation, molecular function: holocytochrome-c synthase activity.
CGGAACGUCGUCUCUCGCGAGAAGUGGCGAGGUGAGCUUCGCAUGGUGACCGGGCCCAAAGAAGUUGAAAUAGAGAUGCCCUGUCCACAAAACCGAUUUUAAGCAAGAGAUAGAGGCUGUCAUGGGUUUGUCUGCUUCCUCUCCAUCGAUUGCACUUGAGGCAAGUGCAUCCAAACAGCCUCAGACUGCACCUUCAGAAUGUCCCAUGCACCAGAAGAAAAUGGAAGGCUGCCCAGUGCACAGGAAAUCAGAAGACAGUCUUGAUGAGAACCAGAACUCUCCUGUACCUGCACAUCAAGAAAGAGCAUAUGAAUACGUGGAGUGUCCUGUUAAAUCUCAAACACAUGAGAAGAUUGAUCCAAGCAAUAUGAUGCCGCCUCCUAAUCAGCUACCAUCUCCUGAUCAACCAUUUCCGUUAUCUACAGUGAGAGAAGAGUCUUCUAUUCCGAGAGCUGCUUCUGAACAAAAAUGGGUCUAUCCUUCAGAACAGAUGUUUUGGAAUGCAAUGCUAAGAAAAGGAUGGAGGUGGAAAGAUGAUGACUUAAAAGCUGAAGAUAUGUCUAAUAUAAUCAAAAUUCAUAAUCAGAAUAAUGAGCAGGCUUGGAAGGAAAUUUUAAAAUGGGAAGCACUUCACAAUAGGCAAUGCCCAUGUGGACCAACACUUGUUCGAUUUGGAGGCAAAGCUAAGGAGUACUCACCAAGAGCCAGAAUGCGAUCCUGGAUGGGCUAUGAACUGCCUUUUGAUAGACAUGAUUGGGUUGUUGACCGCUGUGGAACAGAAGUUCGAUAUGUCAUAGAUUAUUAUGAUGGAGGAGAAGUAGAUAAGAAUUACCAGUUUACCAUUUUGGAUGUUCGUCCUGCUUUUGAUUCCCUUUCUGCUGUGUGGGAUAGAAUGAAGGUGGCUUGGUGGCGCUGGACUUCAUAACUAAAUUUACACAGAAUGAUCAGAACUGUAUUAUUUCAAUUGGUGUUGCACUGACUUUGGACUUUAAUAAAGUUUAUGGUGACAGUACUUCUAUUUAAUUGCAUUGUACUUGCCACUGGGGAAAACUGCAUUUCUUUAAAUAGGACUUUAAUUAAAGAAUAUAACCUGUGUUGAACUUUUGGUCAUGUACUACCAAAAUUGGAAACCUUAUGCUCAAUAAGCAAUAUAGAAGGCACUCAACUUAUGAAUCAAUCAUAACUUAUAUGGAAUAGGAAUGUUAUUGAAUAUCAUGUAUCUACCAGAAGAGCAAUUGUGCCUUUAAUGUAGAGUUUCUACCCUAUGUUAUAAUAAUGUAUUUGAAAGGGAAUCAUAGAAUAGUAGAGUUGGAAGGGGCCUAUAAGGUCAUCGAGUCCAACCCCCUGCUCAAUGCAGGAAUCCACCUUAAAGUAUCCCUGAUAGAUGGUUGUCCAGCUGCCUCUUGAAUGCCUCUAGUGUGGGAGAGUCCAUAACUUCCCUAGGUAACUGGUUCCAUUGUCGUACUGCUCUAACAGUCAGGAAGUUUUUCCUGAUGUUCAGCCGGAAUCUGGCUUCCUGUAACUUGAGCCCAUUAUUCCGUGUCCUGCACUUUGGGAUAAUCGGGAAGAGAUCAGAACAGAGUGUAUCUGUUCUGAAAUUAUACUUUUUGUUAAUAAUAGGAAAUCAAAAUGAUAUUUAAAUGUCUUUUAAAACCUACAUUAUUAAAUUAUUAAAUGCUUUUUGAGUGACUUAUAUACUAUGGCCUCCAUAGAUUUUGUUCCAUCCUGAGUGUACAAUUUCUUGAACUAACCAUGAGUUACACACAAAUACAUGUGUUGUAUAAUUGACCCACUUUUUUUUAAAGAAACUAUCCAAGAUGUUUACAUCUUGAUUUUUGCCAAAUAGUAAAUUGAAAUUAAUGCAAAGCUUGAAUAAUUAAGUUGCUAAUUAACGAGUCUUUGCUAGUGCCUGUUAACUUUGAAAAGGGUGCUGUUUAAAUAUAAACUGCUAAAAACAAAAACUGAUGCUAGUAAAUCAGUGGUUAAGAGUUUCACUUCAGGUGAUACUGUAUGAUUUAGGCUUUUUGACAUGCUGAUAGAUACUAACCAGGGGAAGUUAAAUUGUUGAAAUUUCGUUAAUACUAUUUUCUGUGUGAAUUUUUCUGGGAAAAAGCCAUUCAAAUGUUGAACCUAAGCAGCUGGGUUAGACUGUGGUACUUGCCUUUUUAAAAAGAAAGGUGUCUUAACACAUAUCAUUAGCAAAGCUGCUAAUGUGAUACAAAAAUCUGUUUUUUUUCAACUGGAUUUUCAUGGAAGCUGCUUUGAAAAUAUUGUUAUUGGCAAAACAUUUAUGUUUCAGUUUUGAAGAUUGUGGACAAAAAAAUUAUUUUCCAGUGAUGACAAUCUUUGCCACUCUAAAUCAAAGGUAAAUGUAAAUCAUCCAUUCAGUUUCUUGUCAACAACUGCUCCCAGGUGAACACCUGAACAGUAAACUGCAUCUGCCUACUUGUAUUACCUGCCUGUUUAUAUUGCUUCAGAAAUGGCUGUAGGCCAAGACCUUUAUUUAUUUAUUUAUUACAUUUACAUACCGCUCCAUAACUGAAGCUCUCUGGGCGGUUUACAAAAGUUAAAAACAGUGAACAUUAAAAACAAAUAUACAAAAAUUUAAAAGCAUAAAAACAGUAAUAUCCAUAGAAUGGAUUGGUAGCUAGUAUCCAUCCACCUCUGAUGCUGUUGGCAUCUAGGAAAACACAGUACAAUACUGUGAUGAUUGCACAGUCACUCUGUCCUCACCUCCACCCCCUGCUGGCUUUAAAAGGACAGUGUGCACAAGAGUGGCAAACAAGGUGAGUGAAGAGGGCAAUGAAUGAGUCUCUCCUUGAAUAAUUGUUUAUAAGGUUCUUAUAUGUGAACGACAGCUUUUCCUACAUCCCUGGUGAAAAUACGUUUUCAAAAGCCUUUGGGAAAAGAAGCAAUUAUUUUAAGUACACACAAAAAAAGAAGGCCUAAUAACAUUUCGAAAGAUUUGGGGAGAACAAUCAUCAAAUUGUACAUCUGCCAAGAAACCAGUCAUUAGGAGAUGGUAUUCUGUUUUUGCUUGAUGGCUCUGCCUUCUCAACAUUAUUCACGACUGAUUUGCAAAUUUAAAAUUUUGAACUUGAAUUCUUUCUUGAAAUCCUUACAGGGUAGGUAUAAAACAGCAAAUAUUUAGAAAUAUAAAAAUAAUUCUCCCUCUUUACAUGCAUUAAUGUUGAGUAAUAUUCACAUCUGCUAUAUGAGUUUCCACUAUUCUAGAAUAUACAUUGUAUAUAGAGGGCUUCUAUUAUGUGUUGACUGUGCUUAUGUUUUAAUAAAUUCUUUUUUUACUUCA